AUGGGUGACAAGACCUCUUCCUCAUCUUCUUCCUCCAAAGGCGCUUUCCAUCCGAAUCUUGCUGUAACAAACAUCAAAUCGCAUGUACCUGUCACCCUUACCAUGGAAAAUGUCCAAUAUGCAAAUUGGGCAGAAUUGUUCAAAGUCCAUUGCUGCUCUCACAAGGUUCUUCAUCAUAUCAUCCCUCCUAAGACCAAAGAUGGUCAAGUGAAGGCGUUAGUACCUCUCACUCCAGAAGAACAAGACGUGUGGGACACGUUAGAUGUUGUUGUGGUCCAAUGGAUAUAUUCCACCAUAUCCACGGACUUGCUAAACAUAAUUAUCGAGGAAGAUGCUUCGGCUCUAACACUAUGGAAUCGGCUCCGAGACUUGUUUCAAGACAAUCAGAAUUCCCGUGCCAUUGCCCUUAAACAGGAAUUCAACAAUACAUACUUGAAGGAUUUCUCAUCUGUCUUGGCCUAUUGUCAACAUCUCAAGACUAUUUCGGAUCAACUCCAAAAUAUUGGUGCUCCGGUCUCCAACAACCGUCUUGUCCUUUGUAUGGUCAGAGGAUUGACCCCGGCGUUCAAGGGCGUUGCUUCAGUUAUUCGCCAUAAAAAAAUACUCCCUCUCUCCUAUGAGGCUCGUUCGAUGCUGGUUUUGGAGUAG
Messenger RNA from Abrus precatorius (Indian licorice), 648 nucleotides. RefSeq lists its product as uncharacterized. Lineage: Eukaryota; Viridiplantae; Streptophyta; Magnoliopsida; Fabales; Fabaceae. The coding region runs from base 1 to 648 and encodes 215 amino acids. The record is from RefSeq and is a predicted model, not a curated record. The transcript has a single exon.